AGCACGAGCUGUUUCUGGCGGCCGCCCGCCCUCUGCGCCCGGGCCGCCCCCCGAGCCCCUAAGCGGGCCGAGGUGAUGGCGUCCACCCUGUGCGCUGCAGCUCCGGCGCUGGCCCGCCGCGCCAGCCUUGCGGCCGGGGCAGCGCGGCGACCGGCCGCGGCGUCGGUGAAGGUGUGGGUGCCGCGGCAUAGAAAUGCUGCCACAUCGUCUUCGACAAGCAAGGUCGUGGACAGCGCCGACGCAGCGGUCGCCGACCUUAGCGACGGCUCCACGGUGCUGGUCGGGGGAUUCGGCCUCUGCGGCAUCCCGGAGAACUUGAUCGACGCUGUCAAGCGCAAGGGCGUCAGCGGCCUCACCGCAGUGUCCAACAACGCGGGGGUCGACAACUUCGGCCUGGGCCUGCUCCUGCAGGGCAGGCAGAUCCAGCGGAUGAUCUCGUCGUACGUCGGCGAGAAUAAGCUGUUCGAGCAGCAGUACCUCGGCGGGGAGCUGGAGGUCGAGCUCACGCCGCAGGGCACGCUCGCGGAGAGGCUCCGGGCGGGCGGCGCCGGCAUCCCCGCCUUCUUCACCCCGACGGCGCACGGCACCAUCAUCCACCAGGGCGGCAACGUGAUCAAGUACGGGCCAGGCGGGGCCAAGUCGGGAGAGGUGCUCAUCGCCAGCGAGCCGCGCGAGGCCCGCGAGUUCGGCGGCAAGGGCUACAUAAUGGAGCAUGCCAUCAAGGGGGACUUUGCGCUCGUGAAGGCGUGGAAGGCCGACGAGCGCGGCAACCUCGUGUGGAGGGGCACUGCGAGGAACUUCAACCCGGACUGCGCGAAGGCGGCGAAGGUGUGCAUCGCCGAGG
Messenger RNA from Prorocentrum cordatum, 844 nucleotides. NCBI's taxonomy places the organism in Eukaryota, Dinophyceae, Prorocentrales, Prorocentraceae. The record is from the annotation of a GenBank genome assembly.